Astrephomene gubernaculifera is the source of this 3807-nucleotide messenger RNA. The record is from the annotation of a GenBank genome assembly. NCBI's taxonomy places the organism in Eukaryota, Viridiplantae, Chlorophyta, Chlorophyceae, Chlamydomonadales, Astrephomenaceae.
GGGUAGGCGGCGGCGGCGGAGCAUCAAGGACUGCCGGUGUGGUGGUGCGGCUGGAUCUGGGAGCUUUGAGGGAGCGAGCGGUGGAUGGACUGGAGGCCGCCUCCCGCACCGUCUUCUCCGGCCCCCGCCCUGUAGACCGUAUCCGCUCCGCCGCCUGCCGACUGCUGUCCGCCCGCACCGCCUCGCUGGGCGGGCGCGCGCACUGCUGCCGGCUGGCGGCCCUGGCUCGGAGAGUUCCUAGCGGUGUCUAAACCCUGUACCCAUGUGCUGACCUAGCAUUCACUCCUCCAUCCUGAACAACCAAGUAUCCGUCCUCCUGACCUCCCAGUUCACCCCUUCCAUUAUCCUUUCCACACCCGCGCCCACGCCCUCAGGAGAGCACGGGUCGGCCCGGCUGCAUCCACGUGUCCGCGUCCACGCGCAGACUGCUGCCCGCUGGGGAGGACGAGCUGGGCUGGGUCAGCACCGGGGGCGUGGAGGUCAAGGGCAAGGGUCGCAUGGAGACGUUCCUGUGGGAGCCCCAGUCGGAGGGUGCCACACGGCAGCGCCGGGAGCUGCAGCAGCGCGCCAUGCUGCUGGGCACGCUGCCGGACGCUGCCCUGCAGAGCCUUGCGGCAGGGGCGGCGGUGGUGGUAGGAGGAGUAGGGGGCGCGGGAACGGCCGGUGGUGCAGCGCCUGGGCAGAUGACGGCGCCCGCUGUGUCUGAGGUGGGUCUCGGGUCCAGCGCGUCCGGCAGCAGCAGUGGACGGCUGGCGGCGGGCGGAGUCGGUGGGUCCCUGCUGGCUGCAGGACGAGGAGGAGGAGAGGGUACGGGAACAGGAGGGGCAGGGAUGCCAGCAGCGGGAGCAGGAGGGAUGGUGGCGGCGGCGUCGGUGCAAGGCGCUGGAGGGUCACGACUGAUGGCUGAGGGGGCGUGCUCCUCGUCUGCACCGAGGGACCGCGCUGUUGAUCAGUUUAUGCGUGGACGUAUGUCUUGUCGUGAUAGUGGCAAUAGGGGCUAUUAAUUGUGAAGUGACACGCGCAGGUUCAGGUUGUUCGGGGCUGAGGUGCCUCCAAUCCCGCUUUGACUAUACUGCAUUAAAAUAUUCUCUUAAACCGCUUGCUAUAUACCUUUGUUUGUUGUGUAAGAUCUACACUGCUUGCGGAAAUACUUGCCUAGUGCGUGCGGCCACUAGGUGGCCAUCUAUGUGCUGUUACUAAAGUCCUUUUGUUCACACGUUGGACCCCCAUGCAAGCCACUGCUCGAAAAGAAUGAGCUGAAAUGUGACAUCUGCUCUGUUUGGGGUGGCGUGAAAGUUUCUUUGACACGAUGCCGGCCCUGAUGGUGAUGGCAAGCACACAAGGAGAGAACGACGGAGGGCGAUGGUGUAAGGGGUUCCAGAAGGUGGUUCCUCCUGUUCACCAGAGGUGCACCCACUGGGCGUCUACCUCUGUCUUGGGAUCUUACGAUGAGAAUCCUGGAGGUAGCUGGGCCAUCACACUUGCUGCUUCUCCUUGAGCAUUUAAUCGUGCAAUGGCGUGCAGGCCGUAGAUAUAUGGGCAUCAGGCCGUUUGCAAGGAGGGCAGUUCUGUGUAUUUCCGGUUCCGCCUGCUUCUCGUAUUUUGCUGUUGCUGCAAGUAGUGGGGCCGGCGCAUAGUGUGAAGAUCAUGUUUUUUCCUGCGACCUUUGCUUUAGCCGCUGCAGUGUCUGAACCAAACAAAAGAUUUGUGUAUGAACCUUCGAAUGUCUUUUCUUGGCGUGCAUACUUGCCGCCGCUGGAGGUAAGGGAUGGUGUGCGGUGCAGCCGCUGUCUCCUUCAUUCCGAUGUGGCCGUGUGUUGGCCAUUUCAAACAUAAUCCUCACCUGCAGCGUCGGAUGCUGCUUGCAGGGUUGGUUACAAGCUUUGUCAAUUUUGAAAGUGUGUGGGGUGAUUUGGAAUGGAUUUGGGUCUUUCAUAUCCUCUUCCGAAUCCUUACUUUGGUGGCGGCCUAAUUUGGAUGUUUUAAUCAAAUAGUGUGCUUUUGUAGCCCUCCCCGUUUGGCUAUAUGCUGGAUUGAUAGUAUUCUCUCCUGGGCUCAUGUCCUUUAGUCUGAUGUAGUGCAGGCAUCCGCUGCUGCCUAUCAUCAUCUUAAGAAUAGGAAAGGAGUGCCUUGGCAAACGAAGGCUUGGUCGAGCAUGCCCAAAUUGGGAAGGUUUAUGCACAUGGGACUGGUUUGGUGGUGGUGGUGGUUGUGAUGGUAGCAAUGAUAGCGGUGAUACUGUCACACAAGGCUUCCAAUGAGGCUGGCGGGUGUACUGGGGUGCAUGGGUGGCUUGCUGCCUGGAUUGCUGGAUGUGGGGGGCUGGGGGGUACAUUUGUUGUGCAGGUACCAAGACUUGGAUCCGUUCCAGUUCAGCUCGGUGCAGUGAUGAUGAUGGUGCAAUUUAUGCUUGGUAAAUGAUGGGCUGAUGGGAUAGCAUGGUGGCUCAGCAGUGCUGGGGUAAGUCGUUAUGUUGUUGGUGGUUGUGGUCAUGGUAGUGGCUUAGGACGGACAGGCGGAUGUGAUUCUAGCCUAUAGUGUCCCUAAGAGGGGUGCCGUUGAUUUAAGUGUCACAGGCCGGAUUUCAGGCCAAUAUUGUCCGCUGCUUUGGGUGCACCGCUGGGUGUUACGAAAUGGCUGGUACUUUUUUAAGGGUGCGGGGUGGAGGGUGCAACAGUGGCGGACAGCGGACCUGCUGGGAGCAAGCUUGGCGCCCUGGUUUGGUUUGGAAAAUGGUCAGGGCUGUUUUGCUUUGCUGGGGCGCCACCAGCCCUCUGCUGAAACAAGCUGUUAGUGGCUCUGAUGCUCUUUGGCUGAUCCUCCUUGCCAAGGUGAUGUAGGCGAGGAGCAUGUGGGCUGAGUGCUGAGGAAUGAUGUUGUGAACAAUGCUACCCUUUUCUGAAACUGUUAUAGUGUUAUAUAUUGUUGGCAAGCGAGUACCCACGGCCUGUUGUUUCAUCAAGCAAUGAAGCUCCAUGCUGUCAACUGUUAAAAUAUUGCUAAUGCUCAUAAGGGAGAAGAAGAGGUGUUCCUACACGGCGAACGACUGGAAUCCUAUGUGGUGGUACUGACGAGAGUGAUGUUGUGGUGCUGGUAGGGCCGGUGUUGGCCCUGAUGAAUGUGGUGAGGUUCAUCCAAUGCCGUGUUCCUGGUUGGACCUGGUCAUCUGCUCCAACCAUACACGUACCCUUUCUCCUGGCCCCUUGCAGCGUUUAGGUGGUUCCCAUGAAGCCGAUUAUCCUAACAAUGGAAAGCAGUGUCCGUGGUGGUGGUGGCGGGUGAUGGAGAGAAGCGCUGCAUUGUUCUUACUGUUUGCGCGAGCGAUGUUAACACACCUCAUGGAUUUCAUUCUCCCUUGUGCUUUGACACUCGCCUCUUUCUGCUAUGGAUGUCCUUGCGAGCUGUUGGGGGAGGGUGUUCUGGUUGAGUGAUGAGAGGUUCUUUGCUGUGUCCCAUGGGUCGGUGGGCUGCCUGCAUUACUGGCGGCACUUGCUCUGUGAACUUUUGAAGAUGCCUCGGAUGAAGGGGUUAAACUGAACUGAUUCCUCGAUGCUUCGGAAGGGGUUGGGGGCUUUUACCUGGAUAUGGCAAACAGUGGCCAUGGGGGUGUGUGGAUGCUGGAUGGGUUCCUCUUCUUGUUGCUCGAAGCUACUGGUGGUGUGUAUCAUCCCUCCGUCCUGAUAUAUUUCCUAUGACCAUAAUGAGAGGGGUUCUGCAUGUGUAGGAUGGUGAUAGGCAGUAUUCAAUACAAGCGACUAUCCUUUCUUUUCUGUAAAAGAAAGCAGCUGCAGUAUGUAUGCGUAUGGG